This is a messenger RNA of Lepisosteus oculatus (spotted gar), 2885 nucleotides long. It is a transcript of the gene ada, whose product is annotated as adenosine deaminase. Lineage: Eukaryota; Metazoa; Chordata; Actinopteri; Semionotiformes; Lepisosteidae. Gene Ontology annotation, molecular function: adenosine deaminase activity. Gene Ontology annotation, cellular component: cytosol; external side of plasma membrane. Gene Ontology annotation, biological process: inosine biosynthetic process; adenosine catabolic process; negative regulation of adenosine receptor signaling pathway. The record is from RefSeq and is a predicted model, not a curated record.
AAUAAAGGUUCAGUGCCGAAGUUCAGGAAAGAAAGCCAUACUCGCUCUCUAAGCGGUCGGGGGGGUGAGGAAGGCGUGUCCCUGGCGCUAGAUAUGUAUUUAUCAGCAAUACGAGAAGGCAGACAGGCUGGGUUGGCGGGCUGCAGGCAGUGAGCAGCAACACACAGUUUGUCUUCUGAAUUGUAGUUUCAGCCAAGUCAGCGAUACUUCCCGCGACUGCAAUAUGGCAGAGAGCAACAGCCGACAAGCCGUGUUUGACAAGCCCAAGGUAGAGCUACAUGUGCACCUUGACGGAGCUAUUCGCCUGGAGACCAUUCUUGAUGUUGCAAAGAGGCGGAAUAUCCCGCUGCCAGCGCAGAAUGCGAAAAACCUUCAGAAGAUGUUCACCAUGGAAGAGCCAGGCACCCUCACGGAGUUCCUCAAGAAGUUUGACAUCUACAUGGGCGUCAUCGCGGGUGACAGGGAAGCUAUUAAAAGAAUAGCUUUUGAAUUUGUGGAGACCAAGGCCAAAGAAGGGGUGAUAUAUGUGGAAACCAGGUACAGCCCCCAUUUCCUGGCAAACUGUAUGGUGAACCCCAUCAGUUGGAACCAAACACCGGGUGACGUGACGCCCGAUGACGUGGUUAAUCUGGUUAACCAGGGGCUGAGGGAAGGAGAGCAGGCCUUCAACAUUAAAGCCAGGUCCAUUCUGUGCUGCAUGCGUCACAUGCCAAGUUGGUCCAACGAGGUGGUGGAGCUGUGUAAGAAGUACCGCGGUGACGGCGUGGUGGCCAUUGACCUCGCGGGAGACGAGUCAAUGGACUGCAUAUCCAACCAAGCUCACCGGGAGGCCUUCGAGGAAGCAGUACGAAGUGAUAUUCACAGAACUGUUCAUGCCGGAGAAGUUGGACCUGCUUCCGUUGUUAAAGAGGCCGUGGAGGUUCUGAAAGCGGAGAGAAUUGGACACGGCUAUCACACGAUCGAUGACCCGGUCCUCUACCGACAGCUCCUCAAGCAGGAUAUGCAUUUUGAGGUGUGUCCAGUGUCCAGUAGAUUAACAGGCGGCUGCCCUGCAGAUUUCACAAAGCACCCUCUCCUCAGGUUUAAAAAAGACAAGGCCAACUACUCCUUGAACACAGAUGACCCUUUGAUAUUCAACUCCACUCUGAACUCAGACUACAAGGUAGUGACGAAGUACAUGGGCUUCACCGAGGAGGAAUUCAAGCGAGUGAAUCUAAAAUCUGCGCAGUCGAGCUUCCUGCCGGAGAAGGAGAAGAAGGACCUGCUCAACCAUCUCCACGAAGCCUACGGAAUGGUGGAGUCCAGCAGGUUUUGAAGACAGAGCCAACUGCUUCCAAAAAAAGAACCAUCCUAAACCUCUCGCCCUCACAACACCCCCUGUCCCACAUACUGACACUUCUCCUUCAACACUGACUUCCCCACUUCUCGGAGAACACUCACAGCGGCAACCUCCUUCCAGGCCAAACCCAGGACCCAAACGGUUAAGGAAAAGGGCUUUGUGCCAUUUCUCCUAUACUGUGCCAUUCGUUCAGAAAGCCCAGGCUUGCAAAGUAGAAAGCCUUCUGUCCCAGUUGUCAUGAACAAUCCCAUGGUGCCAUUUCAAAUCCCGAAGGGGAAAACAACCCCAGUGUCCUGGCUAGAUCUAAAUUUCCCCGUGCAGUUGAAUCGGCUCAGCAGUGCCAUCUCCACCUCGGCAGCUGUGGAUGUGAGUGGCUGGCGCAGGUCCCCAGCGGUGGAAGAACUGAGCCCUCUUCUGCCUGUAAAGGGGCUUGCAGUCCUCAAGGAUGACAAAGGGCUAUACUCAUGCGAGGUGUUAACCUGACGUUAGUAUCAUUAAUGCCAUACGCUGCACCAGUUGAGAAUCGGAAGAUGCAUCUGGGGAAAACCUGUCAAAUGUUUUAUACAAGACACUCAGCAUUGCAAUAAACAUAUGCUGCUGUCCACAGCUACACAAAACGAACACACAGUCCUGACAUCCUGUAUUAAAAAAUGAAUCUCUUUGUAUUCUUUUACACAAACUUGACUAAACUGACAAUGCUGCUCCCAUUUAUUUUAUUUAGAAUGGGAGGGGACUAUCUGUUUUAUAUUUUUAUAACGGGGACAGCUUAGCUGCCACAAAGGCCUCAUUAGCUAAAACAUUAUUUCAGGCUCACAGCAAACGGUACCACUUCUGAACACAAUGGACUAUGAGAAAGGCGAUGUUGCAGGACAGCAGGAGAUUCCCAAUCCUGGGCUUUGAAGAUCACAUUUGAGCAGCUGUCUGGGGUCUCCUUACAGGACGGGUUCAGACCUAUGUGGGUUAAAAAUGCUCCGCUUGAGAUGGCCAAUUUGUAGAAACCUGUGGGAUUGUCACAUCGGAAGACCAGGAAAUAGGUAACCUCACUUAAAAUCAUCAACAGUUAAGAGGCACAAAGAAACAGGUUUGGGCUAGGACAACCAUUCGUCACGGGUCUUCUGUGCAGUCUUCAACGAGCAUUGGAGGCCCCUGCAAAUGCACUGCAUGCAGCAGAAAAAGGGUAACAAGUACUUGUAUGUUCCUUUUUUCUUCACAUGCAGAUAUGACGAGUGUAGCUCUCCCUGCCCCUUGCUGGGAUUUGAUCCCAGACACCCCCAGGCUCCCAGCAAGCACAGCGCCACUCCUCAGACAGCAGCUAACUCUGCCACACUGAAGGCCAGAUCUACAGCCACAGCAGAGUUCCCCACAGUCUAGAUAUCGCGGGAGGGGUGGGGGACACUUCUGUUAACUGGCUCAGCAGAUGAGCCCCCUUACAGACAUCUUUUAGUUCAAUUUUCUUUAACUGACAUGUUCCCCCCCCCCAACAUUCAGCUGUUUUCUCUGUACGGAAUGAGAACAAAUAAACUUUUUGCAAGAUGUAUGCAAAACA